This is a messenger RNA of Chrysochloris asiatica (Cape golden mole), 4842 nucleotides long. It is a transcript of the gene NES, whose product is annotated as nestin. The record is from RefSeq and is a predicted model, not a curated record. Gene Ontology annotation, cellular component: intermediate filament. NCBI's taxonomy places the organism in Eukaryota, Metazoa, Chordata, Mammalia, Afrosoricida, Chrysochloridae. Bases 1 to 4842 code for a protein of 1613 amino acids. Gene Ontology annotation, molecular function: intermediate filament binding; CCR5 chemokine receptor binding. Gene Ontology annotation, biological process: positive regulation of intermediate filament depolymerization. The transcript has 4 exons.
AUGGAGGGCUGCCUGGGAGAAGAGUCUUUUCAGAUGUGGGAGCUCAACCGGCGCCUGGAGAUCUAUCUGUCCCGGGUCAAGGCACUAGAGGAGCAGAAUGAACUGCUGAGCGCAGAGCUCGGGGGUCUCCGGGCACAGUCUGCAGACGCUUCCUGGAGGGCCCGAGCAGAUGAAGAGCUGGCGGUCUUGCGGGCCCUCGUGGACCAGCGCUGGCGGGAGAAGCACGCGGCCGAAGUGGCGCGCGACAAUUUGGCGGAGGAGUUGGAGGAUGUGGCGGGUCGGUGCCAGCAGCAGCGUCUGGCCCGGGAGCGGGCGGCAGAGGAGGCAGCCCGCAGCCGGCGGGCUGUUGAGGCCGAGAAAUGCUCCGGGACCUGGCUGAGCAGCCAGGCGGCUGAUCUUGAGCGUGAGCUCGAGGUCCUGCGCGCAGCGCAUGAGGAGGAGCGCGCCAGCCUGAACGCCCAAGCUGCCUGUGCGCCUCGUGGCCCCCCGCCGUCCCGCGGGUCCCCCGCGUCAGCCCCCGAGGUGGAGGAGCUGGCGCAGCGGCUGGGCGAGGCGUGGCGCGGGGCAGUGCGCGGCUACCAGGAGCGUGUGGCACACAUGGAGGCAUCGCUGGGUCAGGUCCGCGAGCAGCUGGGCCGUGCGGUGCAGGGCGCCCGCGAGGGUCGCCUGGAGCUGCAGCAGCUACAGGCGGAGCGUGGGGGGCUCCAGGAACGCAGGGCUGCGCUGGAGCAAAGGCUGGAGGGCCGCUGGCAGGAGCGGCUUCAUGCCACUGAGAAAUUCCAGCUGGCAGUGGAGGCCCUGGAGCAGGAGAAACAGGGACUGCAGAACCAGAUUGCCCAGGUCCUGGAAGGUCGGCAGCAGCUGGCACAUCUCAAGAUGUCCCUCAGCCUGGAAGUGGCCACAUACAGGACCCUGCUGGAGGCUGAGAAUACCCGAUUGCAGACACCUGGCAGUGGUUCCAAAGCUUCCCUCAGCUUCCAGGACCCAAAGUCAGAGAUGCAUUUUCCUGGGACUUCAGAAAGCCGGCGUCUGGGACCUUUGCUUCCUGUCCUGAAUCCAACUUCCCUUGCUUCACCCUUGCCUGAUACCCUUAGGACACCUAUGCCAACCUUUCUGAAGAGCCAAGAAUUCCUCCAGGCUUGUACCCCCACCCUGGCUAGCACCCCCAUCCUACCCACACCCAAGACUCCCUGCCCUGCUACAGAUACAGAGAUCAAGGCCCAGGAAGCCCCACUCUCCCUCCUCCAGUCACAGGGGGGGAAGCAAAAGGCUCCAGAGCCCUUGUGGGCUGAAGUCACAGUGACUGUUCCUGCUAACAUCCUUCCAAGACCAGAGGAGCCUGGGGGCAAGCAGCAAGAGGCCAGUCCAGGCCAGUCUCCUGAGGAUCACGUCUCCUUGGCCCCACCCCUUAACUCUGAUCACCCUAGUUUAGAGGCCAAAGACUGUGAGCCCAGUGGAUCUGAAGUGCCCAGUAUACCUCAGGAAAAAGGUGAAGGGCAAAUAUGGGGACUGGCAGAGGAAGAAGCAACCAUAGAGGUAAAGAAGCUGCUCCCUAGCAGCUUAAGGCAGGAAACAUGGCAAAAAGAGGGAGAUCUGGAUAGGGAGGAAAUCCAGGAACCCCAGCGUGUUUUGAAAAAAGAAAACCUGAAGUCUCUGGAGGAAGAAAUCCAAAAGCCACUAAUGUCUCCGGAAAAACAGAGCCAUGAGAUACUGAGUUCUCUAGAGAAGGAGAAUCAAGACUCUCUGAGGUCUUUAGAAAAAUAUACCUUAGAGACACCAAAAGCUCUAGAAAAGGAGAAUCAAGAGCUAUCAAAACCUUUAGAAAAGGUAGUCACAUCUAUAGAAAAUGAGACUCCAGAAAUACUUACAUCUGUAGAAAAAGAGGAUUCAGAGACACUGCAAUCUCUAGAAAAUGAAAAUCAAGAACAUCUGAGGUCUCUUGAUGAUAAUCUAGAGACAUUUUUAUUUCAAGGAAAGGAAAACCAAGAAUUAGUGAGAUCUCUAGAAAAUGAGAACUUAGAGUCCUUGAGAGCUCUAGAAAGGGAGAUUCAAGAACCACUGAGAUCUCAAGAAAUAGAGAACAAAGAAACAUUGGAACCACUAGCAAAAGAGAACCAAGAACCACAGAGAUCUCUAGAAAAAGAGGACCAGGAGAUGCUGAGACCUCUAGAAAAAGAGAAUCAAGAGUCACUACAGUCUCUAGAAGAUGAAAAUCAGGUGACCCUAGACAAUAUAGACCAGGAGCCACUGGAGUCUCAAGAAGAGAAGCAGGACACAUUGAGAUCUCUUGAAAAAGAGACUCAAGAGCCAUUGAGGUUCCUAGGGGAAGAGGACCAGAAGACAUCUAAGCCUCUUGAAAAAGAGAAUCAAGAGUUACUGCAGUCUCUAAAAGAAGCGUGUGUAGAGGCAGUGAAAUCUUUAGAAAUAGAGACUCUAGAAUCAUUAAAGUCUGAGGAAGAGGUCUUGGGAAUAUUAAAACCUUCAGAGACUCAGGAGCUAUUCUGGUCUCUAGAAGAAAAGAAUCAAGGGACAAUGAAGCCUCUAGAAAAUGAAAUUCAAGAACCACUGGGGUCUAUGAAAGAAACCCAGGAGACACUGAGUGCCCUAGAAAAAGAAAACCAAGAACCACAGAGACCCCUGGAAGAGUGGGACCUAGAAAAUUUGAAAUCUUCAAAAGAGGUGGACAAGGAAAGUCAAAGAUAUCUGGAAGAGGAAGAGAACCCAGAGAAGGGACAGAAUAAAGAUUCACUGAGGUAUCUGGAAGAGGAGGGACAGGAGCUGCCAAUGUCAGCAAAUCAGCAGAGAUGGGAAAAUGUGGGAGGGGACCAAGAGCUGAGCCAGGACUCACCACCUGGGAGGGCUGAAGUGGAAGAUGAGAAGGAAGUAGAACUGGGCCUGAGGGAGCAGGAUGGCUUUGAUGGGGAGGAAAAGGCUGAAGAGCAGGUAGAGUUACAGCUGAAUGCUGCAGGGGACAAAUGGGACACAGGUGAAAGGCACCCAGGGAGCCCUGGGCCUGAAGAGCAGAGGGUCUCAGUUGAGGAAGCCAAGGAGGAAGCAGGUUCUGAUGAUCUCCAGGACCUCACAGGGCAACUAGAUCAGGUUGGGGCUUCAGGCCUUGAAGCUUCCCAGGGGAUACCAGAGGUGGUAGAAACCAUGUUGGAAAAUGAGUAUGUGGUUCCAAGAGGUGACCCAGUCUCCCCACAGAUCACCAUGGGGUCAGAGACAGCCAUGGAUGAGUCUGCUGUGGGAACUGAGGAGGGACUAGAGCUUGAGGUGGUAAGGUUAGAGGACCCAGGUCACCUGGCCAAGGAGGAAGUGAAGAAGCCUCUCCAAGGGGAAGAAAGUUUGGAGGAAGAGAAAGUACAGGACUUGGAAGAAUCUAGGAGGGACGUAAAGGAAGCAGAUGCUUUAGAAUCAGAGCUCUCCGAACUGCCUAGGGAGUGCAGAGAUCCCCAGAAGCAUGAGGAAUCUGAGGAGGAAUCUGAGGGAUGGGACGAGUCCAAGUCUGAGGCAGCCUGUGGGACAGAGGAGGGUGCCACUGUUGAGACCCUGUGCCUUAAUGGAACUGAUGUCCCUCAGUCCAGGCUAGAGGAGGCUGAAGGGGAUGCAAAACUAGUGCUGGAGCCCCCCAGCCUAAGGCCCCCUGAACCCUGGGAGCCUACUUCACUCCUUGAAGAUAUCUCUGGGACCGAGCCCCAGACUGAGGAGAACCAAGAGGCUAGCUGGGGCCGGGAAGAUAAAGCUUUGGCCUCCGAAAAUCUGGAGAGUGAACAGGAGUUGUGUUCUGGGGGGAUCCCUGAGGGUCUCCAUCAGGAGGAGAAAGAGAGUGGAGAAGAGAGUGAGGCAGAUGAGCUAGGGGAGACCCUUCCUGACUCCACUCCCCUGGUGCUCUUUACUGGGUCCCCAGCUUCUUCCAAGUGGGAUCCUGCUGGAGAGGAGAGGCCCUCCCCUCAGGGGGAGGCCAGACAGGAGAAUGAUGAUCCCACCAUCCUGGCCUCUGAGGACCUUGAGGUCCAACCCUCUGAAGAGGAGGAGGGAGAUGAGGAGGAGGGGCACAGCCAUGAUUCUGAUCUGUCUGAGGAAUUUGAGGACCUGGGGACAGAGGCCUCUCUUCUUCCUGGGGUACCGGGGGAGGCAACAGAACCUCUGAGACAGGUGGCCCAGCUGCUCUUGGAGCCUGCAGCCUGGGAUCGGGAUGAGGAGUCUGAUGGGUUUGCAGAUGAGGAAGAGAGUGUGGAGGAGGGGGAAGCGGAUGAUGAGGAAGAGGAGGGGAGGGGGCUAGGGGCUGGCCUCUGGGGACCAGGGUCUUCUGUGGGCAGCCUGCAGACUCAGAGUGAGGACCUCGUGGAAUCUGACACUGUGGGGGUCAGUGUUCCCUGGGAUGGUGACUUAAAGGCCAUGACAGCUGAUACCCCCAUGACUGCCCUGAAGACUGAGUCCCAAGACAGUGCUGAGCCUUCCAGUUCAGAGGAGGCAUCUGACUUGGUUGCCUUGGAAAGGGAGGACAAAGUCUCUGGCCCCACAGAGAACCCCAUUAGGGAGGAGAACACGGGCCACCAGGUUGCUGGGGAAACCCUUGGUGUCAAUGGCCAAGGUCCCAGUUGGGGGGAGGAGGAGCACGUAAAUGGGGAGUUGGUGAGCAGUCUGGAGCAGUCAGAGGAAGGUGGUCCAGGGAAGCCAGGAGCUCCUGAGGGGGACCAAGGAAGCCCCUUUGAGGUGGAGGAUGGGAGUUCCCUAAAGGCCCCAUGGGCUGGGGUUCCUCUUCGCCUGGGACAGGGCCAGCUCCUAAAGUUCACUCAGAGGGAAGAAGAUGGAGAUUCCUGGUCCUCAGGGGAGGACUAG